AUGGCCUCGGUGAACCACUCUAUUGAGAGCACCACCAGCAGCCUGCAGCGGUCUGGCCUCAGCAUGAGUGUGGGAGACACAAAGUCCAUUGUUCUUGCGCUCCAGGCUUUGCAAGACAAAAUUCGCCGUCUGGAACAGGACCGCAAUCAUCAUCUGGAUGAGUAUGAACGGGCCCUGCAAGCACACGAGGCUUACAAGCAGGACAUGGAACACCAACUGGAGCAGGAACGCACACAUCAUCGGCAACGUGAAAAAGAGUUGCAGGAAAUGGUGCAGCGAGCUACCGCAGAGAAAGCAAAGCUACAAAGCACAUUGGAAGAAAGUAGAAAAGACUUGGGAACAUUUCGGACAGAACUAGAGGAAAUCCUUAUUAAGGAGUGUGAUGCUGCCAAAAAACGUGAAAAUGCCAUGGCCAGUGAGUUGGAUAAGUUGCGCCAAGAGUUGGAGGAACAGCACGAAAAACACCGUGUACUUCUUACAUCCAUCGAAGAGCUUCGGGCCGAGAAGGAGGCGGCACUCGACACCAACCAUCAUUUAGAGCAGGCAAUACAGGAGCUUAUGCGAGUGCAACCAGGGUACGGGCCAAAUCGGACACUUUUACGCAAUAGUGAUACUAGCCGGUUAACUUCAGAAGGACGCAAACUUCGUAGUCAGCGUGGUAAAACAUCCAGCGGCGCUGGAUUAGAAACACUGAAUCGAACCAAUAACUCUCGUCGAGCUGCUGAACCUCGGAAGAGAGGGGGUCGCCCGACGUCUGCUGUGCGGUCUAGCAGUGCUCGCCACACAUACCGCGAUCCAACGUAUUCCUCUAACCAGCGUGAUGUUCGGAAAGAGAACGGAAUUCAUGUAGCUGAUAGUAGCUUUGUUGGUGAAUUUACAAAGCCUGCCUCGUACACGACGGCAUCAGUCUCGCGGACGCAGCCGACAGUCUUGUUAGAAGGGAGACGAAAUGAUGCCAUGGCGGAGGUGUGUGAGGAAUUGGAGGGGGAACUAAAAAGCCUUCAUCAACAGUACAAGGAAACGGUGGAGCGGGCGGCGGUGGAAGAGAUCUCUGCUGAAGUGCUUACAGCAGCACUGAAUCGCAUCGCACGACUCAUGGACCGCAAAACGGAGCAGGUGCGACUGAUCAAGGAAGCUCAGCGUGACAUUGUGGCAGCGGGAGCAGCAGUGGAUGUGCCAACGUCGCGCUCAGUUAGUUCGUCGAGACGGCCCCCACAUCCAGUGGGGGCAGACAAAGCCACCCAGCGCAAUCUCAUUGUCAACGAGCUUCGCUCUCUGCUGUCACAACAGCGUUCUUAG
This is a messenger RNA of Trypanosoma rangeli, 1299 nucleotides long. RefSeq lists its product as uncharacterized. Gene Ontology annotation, molecular function: microtubule binding. NCBI's taxonomy places the organism in Eukaryota, Euglenozoa, Kinetoplastea, Trypanosomatida, Trypanosomatidae. The transcript has a single exon. The record is from RefSeq and is a predicted model, not a curated record. The coding region runs from base 1 to 1299 and encodes 432 amino acids.